UGUUGCCAUAGCAUCCGGGUUGGGCGAACCAAUCCGGACGUCCCUGCCGAACAGAGGCGGGCAGUUCGCAUCUUCGACCAACCCGAGGCGUUUUUGUUGUGGCGUGUGACCGGAGGAGGCGGGAGCUCAGGACCGGCGCCUUCUCCUUGCUUCUGGGGUCGUGGCCUUCCUCCCGCUGUGCGGGAAAAGAAUCUAGGCCCUUCCACGCGCUUGUGAGCGCGGGGGCCCCGGAGUGCUCGUGGUUCCGCGCUAGGUCUCCGUGGGGGGGCAGGAACCGGAGCUAUGGGUGGGACCGCCAGCACCCGCCGAGUCACCUUCGAGGCGGACGAGAAUGAGAACAUCACGGUGGUGAAGGGCAUCCGGCUUUCGGAAAAUGUGAUUGAUCGAAUGAAGGAAUCCUCUGCAUCUGGCUCGAAGUCUCAGCGGUAUUCUGGUGCUUACGGUGCCUCAGUUUCUGAUGAAGAAUUGAAAAGAAGAGUGGCUGAGGAGCUGGCAUUGGAGCAAGCCAAGAAAGAAUCUGAAGAUCAGAAACGACUAAAGCAAGCCAGAGAGCUAGACCAAGAGAGGGCUGCUGCCAAUGAGCAGUUAACCAGAGCCAUCCUUCGGGAGAGGAUAUCAAGUGAGGAGGAACGCGCUAAGGCAAAGCACCUGGAUAUUGAAGACAAAGCUAGGCAGCUGGAAGAGAAAGACCGAGUGCUCAAGAAGCAGGAUGCAUUCUACAAAGAACAGCUGGCUAGACUGGAGGAGAGGAGCUCAGAGUUCUACAAAGUCACCACUGAACAAUAUCAGAAAGCUGCUGAAGAGGUGGAAGCAAAGUUCAAGCGAUAUGAGUCUCAUCCAGUCUGUGCUGAUCUGCAGGCUAAGAUUCUCCAGUGUUACCGUGAGAACACACACCAGACCCUCAAAUGCUCUGCUCUGGCCAGCCAGUAUAUGCACUGUGUCAAUCAUGCCAAACAGAGCAUGCUUGAGAAGGGAGGAUAACAACUCAGAACAAGCAAACACCAUCAACGUUAAUUCCAGAGAUGGAACAUUUUUUUUCCUAGUAAGCAAACAACCCAUUUGAAGAGAAGACCACUAAUGAGAAGACCACUAAAGAGAGACACCAGAGAAUGGAUUCAACAGAAUCAUUUCACAUUUUGAACAGUGGCAAUUUGAAGGGCCAAAGCCUUGACCAGGCGUCAGUCAUUAAAGGACACCCCUCAGUAUUAGUAAACCCUCUUAUGACGAUUGAAAGAGAAGGGCAGCCUUCUCCACCUUUUGGUACUUUCUGUUCAACUUCCACUGACUAUAAAAUGUUUCUCUUCUGAGGGAGCCCCAUCAUUUGGUGAAGCUCCACCCUAACAAAGUGGGAUGUAUUGGGGGGCUAAAUGAACUGGAGUGGGGUGAGGAGAGAGUCAGAAAACAUCGCUCUUGGGGCAGCAGUGCGGGGUGGAAUUGUCUAGGCUGCGGGAUGUUGGUUUUGUCUCUCUUUCUUUUCUUCUUUGCUUAUAUAAGAGCAAUUUCAUUUUAACUUACUAUGGCGAUCAUACAGGCAAGAAGGCAAAAAGGAGCGAAAAUGUACCUCUUUUACUGGAAUAAUGUUUAUGAUUACAAGUGAGAUAAGGUAUUUUUAUCAAUAUGAAGGCAACCUUGGCUGAUAUAACCUCGGUAGUGAAUACUGACAUCUUUACUUCACUCACUAUCCAUAAUAAAUAUAUUUUCUGACAAAGACUCGCAUUGUAGCUCCACGCCUCACACAUUCCUUUGGCUGGGUUACAUGGCUAUGUUUAUGGGAAUUGAGCUGAUUUUUAUUGUUAAUAAUUUGCAUUUGUGCUGUGCCUUUCCUCUCAAAGGCUCCAGAGCAUUUCGCAGAGCCUCCAACAGGCAAGUGAUCCUUGUAACUCACCUCUCAGGUAGGUAGAAUUCGGGAAGAUCUUUACAAAUGGUAUUAACCUUCCUUUCUUUGGGAUGACUUAAGUCAUCCUGCCUGGGGCAAGAACUAGAUUAGAUAACAUUGGUUGGGACCUUCUGACCCCGUAAUACUACAAAACGUUUAGAGAAAAUUAGGUUUUUUUCCUCUUUCCAAUUUAUCAGGACUUCCUGAUUAUAACUCUCCCUUUUUUACCAGGAGUUGAAUGAGUUGGAAAUAAGUAGCCACACUGAAGCUAAAUGGGAAGGUGCUUUGGGGAAGCAGCAGGAAAGUAGCAGUGCUCUGUGAUACCCUUUAAGUGUCUUUUGUCAUGCAGGAUUUUUAUUUUAUUUUGUUACCAAGCAAGCGUAUUACAGGUUCUGUAUUCUUAAUCAGUGUUCAGAUUCUGGCUGUGCUGUGGAAUUCACCGCAUACUUCUUCAACUGCAAAAUGGGGGUAAAUGGAAAAACUAACUUUUAGGCUUACGGUGAAGAGUCCAAAUGCUUACUCACCACAUACGUUUGGUCAGACCCAGUAAAUGCUGGUUUGUGUGAUGAUUCAGUAAACUGGCAUUUGGAGCUGGGGGCAUAGAACAUACUCCCAGGUACCUUUUAUUUAAAGUCGGGUUGCACCUAUGAUGGGCCAGUCUCAGCCAUCCUGUGUGAGUGUGCCUGCGGCUGCUCAUUCAUUCAGGUCCCCAGGUGAUGGCUCCCUCCAAGUGACACGUUCAUGGACACGUGGGGACAUACCUGUUGGCCUAAUGUUGAUUCUGAGCAACACUGGAGACUCUCCUGCUGUAUUUACUAACAUGCUCUGUGAUGACUGGUUCAUGAAGGUUUUUUGUUUGGGUUUUUUUGUUUCUUUGUUUUGUGGGGGCUUUUAGGUUUCUUUUUAAUGGCAUGAAAGAAGCUGAUUUUUUUUAAGUGUGAAUAAGGGUUCACCAGUAACUUGACGAGCAGCACGUUUUGAUGCCAUCAGGGUGGCAUCCAGGUAGCUGCCUGAGAGAAAUGGAAAAACCCAAGAGACACAAAAACAAAUGUUUACAUGGCGACUUGCUCUGGUGUUUGCAAAUCAGCUAACUCACAAAUUCCCUCCUUUACUGUUUUGUUUUGCAGUUUAGAGCCAAGCACUUGGCACAUCCCAGGCUGCCAGUCUUGCCUCUGGCAGGGAAACGCAGCACGGUAGAGUCAGGCGUCUAAAGUGGGCGAAAUCCAGGGGAACGGGGGUUGGUUCAUCAGGCCGUCUCUCCCUGCAUUGCUUAUUAAUUUAUCAUUCUGAUAAACAUGGUAGGUGCAAGAGAAAAGCCAGCGCUUUGGGGAAAUAAAGGAUGAAAGGAUGCCUUUCUCUGCAUCCUUGGAGAGUUCCCUGCUGAUGGCAUCACAGCUCUGCCCGGUCACAGUAACUUUCCAGACUGCUGCUUGGGAAGAAUGUUGUGAUUUAUAUGAGGCUGUGGAGUGAUACAUUCCAAUCAGUCAGUUUCCCCGUUAAGUAGAACACACUUUGAACCACAGUAGUUUAGCUCACGGAGCCAAGAAGAAUAAAGGGUCUUGAAAGCUGGUCAGAGGUUAUCACACUAAACAAAUGUUUGAUGGACUUCUGGACGAUAACUGGGUUGAAUCAGCACAGAGUCCUCUUUGAGAAGUCAAUAACAUUACAGAAUACUGGCCAGCAUGCAGUAGUUGAGAAAAGUAUUGACUAAUCAUGAUUAGCAGCAAAUGUGGACUGCUAAAAGCCAGACGCCUGUGGCCAGCUGGUCAACCCACAAGACGCCUCCCUGCAACAGUUUUUAGCAGUAUUUGGCUUAGAACUGAACAGGUAGUCACAUAUCCUUGACUUCUGGGGCUGAGAAAUGGAAAACGUGGUUCUUCCUGUAUUCCAGCCUGCAGGUAUCAUUGCUUUUGCCAGAAACCCACAUUUUAGUGAGCUGUAGGACCUGACCCUUUCUAGAUUUAAGAAUGAAAGCAACAAAAUCUCAGAUCAGGAGGAAUAGGUCAAGAGAUCUAUUGUACACAUGCUGACUAUGGUUAAUAAUGCUAUAUGGUAUUCUGGAAAUGAGUUUUUUAAAGAAUUAGCAAUUGAACAAUUGGAAGGGCCGCAGUAACUUGUGAUU
This is a messenger RNA of Sapajus apella (tufted capuchin), 3998 nucleotides long. It is a transcript of the gene CHCHD3, whose product is annotated as coiled-coil-helix-coiled-coil-helix domain containing 3. The record is from RefSeq and is a predicted model, not a curated record. Bases 283 to 981 code for a protein of 232 amino acids. Gene Ontology annotation, cellular component: MICOS complex; mitochondrion. NCBI's taxonomy places the organism in Eukaryota, Metazoa, Chordata, Mammalia, Primates, Cebidae. The transcript is spliced from 9 exons. Gene Ontology annotation, biological process: inner mitochondrial membrane organization.